Molecule: messenger RNA, 2541 nt
Organism: Hydatigera taeniaeformis
Lineage: Eukaryota; Metazoa; Platyhelminthes; Cestoda; Cyclophyllidea; Taeniidae
Source: the annotation of a GenBank genome assembly
AUGCUGGUUCCUGCUGGCGAUGAUGGUACGCUAAGGGGUGGAGGAGAAGAAGGUGGAUUGCCAGAGGGUGAAAUUAAGCGAAUUUACAAGCGCCGCAAAGCCGAAUUGAAUCAGCGUCAGGCAGAGCUAGAAGCGCUUCGUUCGGAAAAGCGCCUGGUCAUUUCUCAUUUGGAAGGUCAGCAUACUAACGAAUCUGUUGGACGGCCCGUCAAGGCCGUCUCCGCCUCCACCCCCUCCAUCAUUGCCACUACGCCUCCCUCUCACCCCACCAAGUCAUCUAAGCGUUCCUCCACUGCUGCCCCCGUCGAGACUACAGAUACCUCAGUCUCCAUCACUUCGGCGACUCCUUCCAUCCCAAUGGGAGAUUUACAAGCCAUGACAGGUCAUCACUCUCAACAAGAAGAGGUGAAUAAAGAGAAAGAACUCCUUUCCUCCUCUGCUCUUCCUCCCUCCAAGCCGGGCUCCAGUUCUCCCUCAAACAACAGCACCAACAUAGAAGCACUUCCUCCUCCUCCCUCUUCCAAGCCAUUAAGAUCGCACACUCUGCCGGUGUUACAACCGCCGAGUGUACCUUCGGAGUCAACCGUUGCCACCAUUACUGCGAGGGUCAUCAAGCCACUACAUCCUUCUACCUCUUCCUUGGGUGUACCUGGCGACCAACGCCCUGUUAGUGGAUGCUCGGACCAGUUUCUAUCUGCCCAUUUCUUUCUUGAUGACCCUGGACCGUCCCAGCAACCACCGUCUUCAUCGACGUCUACAAGUCAGCCGUCAAAGCACCGGUCUUCUUCUGCCAAGAAACCCCGCAUCUCUGCUAAACGCGCACUUAAGCAUGGUCUCGAGCUUUUCACAAAGCCUUUUGGUCGGAAAUCCGAGGUGCAUGACAUGUCCUCCCGACCGACCCUUAAGAAGUCAGCCAGCGAGGAGCACCUCCGUACGACAACUGCAUUUACCGCUCUCAAUGAUGCUUCCUCGAAGUCCAAGAAGGCUCCCUCCACACUUAAUGCUUGGCCACUGAGUCCGAACACCGGUGCGUCCGCGCCGUCCAAAUGGAAGAAAUCAAACAAACAGGGCAGCAGUGGUACUGACCAUCUCUCACAUUGGGAGGCGAAUGCCACUGGCAUCAAGAAGAGUCACACAGGCUCUGUAUCCUCUCGCCUUUCACAACAGCAUCAACAGCCUCAUCAUCAACAUCAGAUGGGUGAGUCGGGAGCUACCUCUGGAGCGGGUAGCGAGAGGAGCGGAGCGGUCGGUUCCUCCUCUUCACCGCCUACACAUCCCCAUCCGCUGCAGUCGUCCAGUCAACAGGUCAAAGAAACAUCAACUGCCAAUACCACUCUUUCAAAAGUUUUCGAUGUAGUCGAUGUCCUCUAUGGGGGCAGUGUGGGCUCUGGCGCCGCUCUUUUCGGCCUUCAGAAAGGGAGUCUCGGCAACCCUCUUGUCGCCUCCUCAGGUGGUGCUUCAACUCAUUCAGGAGGCAACGGUGCCGCUGCAGCUGCAACAAAUGGGGCGUCGGCGGUGGGUAUGGGAUUGGCAGGAGGGAGUACUGGUGGGGGGUUACAACUCUCUCCUUCCACUUCUUCCUCACCUCCGUCUGCUUACAAUGUGGCUAUGGCACUAGUAAUGCUUCAUCAACGGAUUCAAGCUCUCCUCGAGGCGCAUGCAGAGGCGCAACAAAAGCUUACUUCAGACAUCCGUGAAGAGCUUGGUAUUUUGAGACUGGAUUUAACAGAGGCGCGCAACAUCGUGAACUCUAUCACGGUAGAAGUUGAGGCUCUGCAACGAGACAUGCAAACGAAGGAGGAGGUGCAGAAUCAAAAGUUGGUGGACGCAGUAGCGAGACUAGAACAGUUGGAUGCCUCAGCGGAGAAGUUACGGCAGAACGUCCAGCAGGACCUCAUCGUAAUACGCAACGAGCAAAAACAUGCUCUUGAGCCUCUUAAUUACCAACUGGCCACCGAGACUCGUGACCUCCGUGACAUGUUUACCACACUCAGUAACAAGGUGUGCAUUCUUCUGUGUUUACUCCUUGAUGCUCCCUCCGCCUCAAUUUACUAUGCAGUAAAAGUCCAUUUUCUCCUGGGUCUCAAGUCUGAGAAUAGGUCUAACUUUCUGGCUCAAGUCGCCUCUCUUCCUUUUUUAUUUGUCUUCCUCAUCUACCGCUUCCUUUUCAUGUGCAGGCGAGUUGGUUUGAUUCUCUACAUUGCAAAGGUGGUGCUACUACCCUCUUGCUUCUCUCCUCAGGUAAUGAUAUUGGAAAAGUGUGAACGUCUGUUGAAUCUUGAUCGGGAUCAACCACAGAUGCUGCGAUCGAUUGCCAACACUUUAACAGACCUCGUAGUCUCUCUCGUUGCUUUCGUCACCACCCUCAUUCAAAUGCUCAUUCGUUUCCUGAACGCUGGCGCCACUGUGACCAACAACCGGGGUUCUGCGAUCGCACUUAACGUCUGCCUCUUGGUCUUUCUUCUGGUGGUCUUUCUGGCUGAGCCACUUGUGCGGUGGUGGAACCGCACCGACUCUCUUGCCCAACAGCCCCCUCGGUAG